UAACCAGUCGGAAAAGCAGAUGAAGCCUCAUCGUCCGCCGCGUGUAUCUCAUCCGUCGUCAUUACAAAAUAUCUGAGCCCCCCUUCCAGGUUCCAACCCUCCGAGGACACGCGUCCCUCCGCCGGCUUGCCGGCAUCUCCUUUCUAAUAUAUGUAUUGCUUCUUCCUGCCCUGCUUCAACCGACACCGAAUAAGAAAGGUGACUCUCCUCCUCAUGACUCAUUACACUUUUUCUGACCGCCGGUUCCUGAGCUUUCCGGCGAUCAAUCCGUGCUCCGCCGUCUCCCCCGCCGCACUCCUCGCCGACCUCUCAACCCUUGCCGCCGACAUCGAUGUCAUUGGUCGCCGCCAAACCGGCAACUUCGGCACUCACCGCCGCGCCGCGCGCGAGGCUUUCCGGUACGCCACCAUCAUCGUCGCCUUCCUUGACGAUCUCCGUCCCUUUUCCACGGCGCUUACUCGCUCGGCCGUGCUCGGCCUCUCCGAUCUUCACGUUACUCUUCAGAAGCUUCGUCUUCUCCUCGCCGACUGUGCUCGCGGUGGCGCCCGCCUUUGGAUCCUCCUUAACGCCAGUCGUAUCGCAGGCGAGUUCCGCGUUCUUCUCCGCUCCGUCUCCAUCGCCCUCGAAUUCAUACCGCUCGACUCCGUGGACCUUUCGGCUGAAAUCAAAGACCUCGUGCGCCUCCUCGCCGGCCAAGCAAGGCGCGUCGAGGUUGGCGUCGAGCGGGUAGAUGAGCUCGCUGGUAGGUCGGUGCGCUCAAUGCUCAAGCAAUUCCAAUCCGGCGAGUCUCCUGACCCCAACGAUCUUCGACGAGUUUUAAACCACCUAAAAAUCACAUCUUGGAUCGAUUGCUUCGCGGAAGUUGCGUUCUUGGAAGAAGAAAUCUUCGCGGAGGAAAGGAACGGGGAAGCGACACUCCUCUGGAGCUCGAUGGGGCUUAUGGUAUACUCUCUGGUUGUGCUCUUCGACAAAACGGCGAACGACAAGAGCAGGAAGAUAGAGGAGUGUUUCCGUCGGCAAGAAUCAAGUGUCACCGUCGAGAAACUGAAUGCCGACGACCUCCGUUGCCCGAUUUCUCUUGAACUGAUGAAAGAUCCGGUGACGGUCUCCACGGGCCAGACUUACGACAGGUCUUCUAUUCUCCGGUGGCUGAAGUCCGGGAACCAGACUUGCCCUGUAACCGGCGAGGUGCUCGCAAAUGCCGACCUCAUCCCCAAUUUCAUCAUUCGACAGCUGAUCAGCCUUUACUGCCAUGAAAAUGGCAUUCUGACUGCUCAUCAAGGUAAGGCGCGGAAGAGGGAUUUAUCAAAGACACUCUCCCCUGCUUCUCCGGCGGCGGUUGGAGCCAUUAGGAUGGCCACCACUGUCCUUGCCGGCAAAUUAGCCACCGGAGAGUCGGAGAAGAAGAACAUGGCUUCUUACGAGAUAAGAAUCCUCUCAAAAUCCAACAUUUUUAACAGAAUCUGCUUGGUCGAGGCUGGCGCGGUCAAGUGGUUACUCUCUGUUCUGUCUUCAUCAUCGGAUCCUACACUGCAAGACAACGCUAUUGCAGCUCUGCUCAAUCUCUCGAAGCACCACAGUGGCCGAACCGAUAUCUUCGAGGCCGGGGGUCUCCCUCCGGUCGUCCAAGUCAUGAGAUUUGGGCACAAGGUCGAAUCCCAGAAGAACGCUGCCGCCGUUCUCUUCUACCUCUCUGCAAUGGAGGCGUGCAGGGAAGCCAUCGGAGAAAUACCCGAAGCCAUUCCCUCGCUUGUGCAGUUGCUCAAAAAUGGAACUUACAGAGCAAAGAAGAAUGCAAUCGUCACCAUAUAUAGCCUGCUCUUGUUUUCAGGCAACCAAGCCAAGAUUUUGGCGGCGGAUACAGUGGCCGUGAUCGCUGAGCUUCUCGAAUCAGAGGAAGAUGAAGAAGAUCUUGUGACCGACUGCGUCGGUGUUCUUGCUAAGAUUGCAGAAAGACCCGAUGGCACCAACGAGAUUAUCAAGUCUUGUGUUUUGAGUCAUCUCGUCCAUGUGUUGCGGAGCUCGAGCUCUUCCUCAGGAAGGGAGUACUGCGUCUCCGCAUUGCUCUCGAUAUGCAAAAAUGGCGGAGAUAAAGCGAUGAGCUUGUUGGAGAAGAUGCCAUUGCUCAUGCCAUCGCUGUACUCUUUACUCUCCGAUGGUUCCCGACAAGCCAGUAAGAAGGCAAGGUCGCUGCUGAACUACAUACAUCAAUUCAAUGACCAGCGAUACUCUCCAGUAUUAGCGUUCCAUGAUCCUAUCGUCCAUGCUCUAUGACCAAAGCUUCCUCUGUGUUUGAUGUAAAGUAUAUACCGAAGUAGUUCUAUUCUUUUAUUCAUAUUAGGCUGUAAGUAGUUUUGUAUACAUACUGUCAUCAGUUUUAGCAGAUGUUCGUAUGUGAUCUCAGCUUAGUUUUUUGUAAGAGCUGUGAUCUUGAGUGAGAUCGGUACUGUAUAUAUAGAUAGUAUAGUGGAUUCAAUUACUGUUGCAAAGGAUUAUUGGUGUUGA
Messenger RNA from Dendrobium catenatum, 2505 nucleotides. Its product is annotated as U-box domain-containing protein 19-like. Gene Ontology annotation, biological process: protein ubiquitination. The record is from RefSeq and is a predicted model, not a curated record. Gene Ontology annotation, cellular component: nucleus; cytoplasm. NCBI's taxonomy places the organism in Eukaryota, Viridiplantae, Streptophyta, Magnoliopsida, Asparagales, Orchidaceae. The coding region runs from base 151 to 2274 and encodes 707 amino acids. Gene Ontology annotation, molecular function: protein binding; ubiquitin-protein transferase activity. The transcript has a single exon.